Messenger RNA from Aquila chrysaetos chrysaetos, 564 nucleotides. RefSeq names its product antioxidant 1 copper chaperone (gene ATOX1). Gene Ontology annotation, biological process: copper ion transport. Gene Ontology annotation, cellular component: cytosol. Gene Ontology annotation, molecular function: metal ion binding; copper chaperone activity. The transcript has 4 exons. Lineage: Eukaryota; Metazoa; Chordata; Aves; Accipitriformes; Accipitridae. The record is from RefSeq and is a predicted model, not a curated record. Bases 112 to 327 code for a protein of 71 amino acids.
GGGCGCUGUGCGGGGCCGGCGCUCAGGGCCCGGCCGAGGCCCGGAGAAGCCGAGGCCCGCCCCUUCCUCCGCGCCGAGAGCCGGGAGCCGCCGCCGCCGCUGCGCUCCGCCAUGCCGAAACACGAGUUCUUUGUGGACAUGACCUGCGAAGGCUGCUCCAAUGCGGUCACCCGUGUCCUGCACAGGCUGGGAGGUGUCCAGUUUGAUAUUGACCUGCCCAACAAGAAGGUGUGCAUUGACUCAGAGCACAACGUUGACACCCUAUUGGAAACCCUAAAGAAGACUGGAAAGAACACUUCCUACCUUGGGGAGAAGUCCGCGCAGUAGCCUUGUCUGGUGAACUCAAAUAUGACUUCAACAAAAAGAUGGCUUAACUGUUUGCAUAUGUCCCAACUUGCUCUGUCAUUUGGCCUUUACUACCCUGCCAGAUGUCGGAAAGCAGAGGGCUGGCAGGAGGAGACAACUGCGUCUUGGGCUUUAAAAAUGGAGAAAUCUAAGGGAGGAGGUUAUAUGCUGUUUCUAGUCCCACAGUAAAUCGAGGUGCUGCUUCUAUCUUUCAGUGCA